Molecule: messenger RNA, 1288 nt
Organism: Myxozyma melibiosi
Lineage: Eukaryota; Fungi; Ascomycota; Lipomycetes; Lipomycetales; Lipomycetaceae
Product: eukaryotic translation initiation factor 3 subunit J
Exons: 2
Coding region: 179-1015 (278 amino acids)
Cellular component (GO): cytoplasm; eukaryotic translation initiation factor 3 complex
Molecular function (GO): translation initiation factor activity
Source: RefSeq, a predicted model, not a curated record
GCAGAGGGUUUUGUGUAGUUUUUUUUUCAUUUUCAGUCGUGAUCUGGACGAAUAUCCAAUUUACGCAAAAGUCAUCAGGAAUAGACAAAGAAGACGGGCGAGUGUGUCUGUGAGAAGAAGAACUCACUGAAGAGAAUAAAAGGAGAAAAGGUCCUUUAUAAGUAAUUGGUAAUUCAUAAUGGCUUGGGAUGACGAAGAAGACGAGUCGCCGUCGGUGCUGGCUCCUAAAUCGAAAUGGGACGACGAAGAAGACUCGGACGAGCCGAUCCUAGACUCCUGGGACGCGGACUCGUCCGACGAAGAAGGCGGAAGCAAAGCCUCUGUGCCGGCGCCACAACCAAAGAAGAAGAUCCCGCUGUCGCAGAAGAUUGCGGAGCGCGAGGCGGCGAAGAAAGCAGAGCUGGAGGAGAAGCGGAAGCAGUUGCUUGAAGCAGAGACGCCGGAUCAGAGACGCGCGCGGUUGAGACAGAUCGAGAUCGAGGCCGAUCUUGAUAACGCGGCAGAUCUGUUUGGCGAUGUGUCGAUUGACGACGUCGGACGGCCUGCUGCUGCUUCGUCUGCUGCUUCAGUGGAGGACGGUUCUGAGGCUUCGUCAACAAGACAGUCUACCCCUGCUGCUGCUGCUGUAGAGUCAGUACCUCUCGCCGAGAUCGACAUUGCGAAACUACCGCUUUUCGCCUCUGCAAAGACAAAAACCGACCUCGAAGCUCUUUCAAACAAGCUCUCGGAGACGCUGACGGCGCAGUUGCAAAAGAACCCAAACUACACCGUCACCUUCCUUCCCCAGCUGUUCAAGUCGCUCGUCGGCCCGCUCAACUCUGAGCAGGUCCGCAAGCUCGCGAGCUCGUUGACCGCGGUGAGUAAUGAGAAGCUGAAGGAGGAGAAGGCGGCGGAGAAUCCAAAGAAGAGUAAGAAGAAGGGGAAGCCGGCGCUCAGUGCUGCGUCGGCGAAGAUUGAUGAUAAUAUCGAUACUACGAAUUACUCAAAGUACGACGAGUUUGAUGAUUUUAUGUAGCUGUGUUGCGCUGAGUUAGUAAUAGCAGUCGUUGAGUUGAUUGUAAUACAUUGUCUUUACCAGAAUUUAGAGCAGAAUUCAUUCUUAUAUAUUUGACCAAACAAUUUAAUAAAUUCAAAAUAAAUAGAAAUAGAAAAAACACGCUUCGUAAUGCAAAAGAUAAUUAGUAUUCAGAAAACUAUUACAUCGAAGAUAAAGCCAACGACAAGAAGAGAACUAUAAUAGAAAGAAAAUCAAGAAAGCUCCUAGUACUACCCAAAAAACACAACGACA